GCCUCAGCAACGCGACCCCUGGGACCAGUUGCCCGGCACUGCCCCGGCCCAGCCACAGCACCGCGGCCAGGGAAAAGGCCGGCGCCGCUACGAAGACUAUGAUGCUAUGCGCGGCCCCGCGCCGGCCCCGCGCUGGGCGGACAGCCACGACGAUGGCAACGAUGAUUGGGGCCAGUGGCACGGCACCGCACAGCCCAGCCACGGCCAAGCCUCGUGGGGACAGUCAGGUGGAGACUGGAGCUACGCACAGCACCGAUUCCUGCAGCGUUUUGGCCUCUGCCCCGCCCUCGCCCUGACCAACCGCACGGUAAAACUGACGCCCAGCGAGCGGGUUAUUACGGAGAUACGGUACGUGCGCUGCAAGAACGGCGAGCUCCGCCCCGUCUUCAAGCACAGCAGCGGCUCCGUGUGUUGCGCCAUCGCAUGCCAGAUCUCGAGCUGCGACUAUGGCAGACCGCCCUGCGCAAAGCAAAUCCAUGAGCCCUGGGACAAGGACAUCCACGAGGUGCACCGCUGCUCCAAGUGCAAACAGGCCGGCAAGACCUGCACCGGCCCCGCUCGGCCAGCCUUGCUCCGCGAGCUCGGCCCAGCAGGUACCCUCGUCGUCGUGAUCUUCUUCGGUGCGGCCUCGCUACUUUGGCUUUCCCUGCAGCCCUGCAAAGACCCGACUCAGCAUUGCCUCGCAGUUGUCGCCACUUUCCGGCCCAGCACCCUUGAAAGAUACCUUCGUGUUGCUGCUGCUUGGGUUCUGUUUCUCGAAUGCUCUGGCAUAGCGCUCGCGGCGAUCACUUUGCCCUCGCUUUUGGACUUUCUCGCAGCAGCACGAGCCUCGCACAGCCAAGACCGUGAGGUGCACCAAACAUCUGCCGCAUCUUCUGUGAAAGCCCUUCGCUGGGUUGUCAAGUGCGCCCAGUGGCAUAGCCUAGCCGUGGCGAUGGAUAGCCCUGUUAUCCGAGCAUACUCCUUGCGAGGCACCGCCAAGGACCGCCGCGAAGCCCUGCCCAUUCCCUGGGCCCUCAUCUCGGCUUGGGAAUUUCACGUUUGCACCUCGGGGGCCCCGCUCACUACCAAGCUUAUCUUGGGAGCUAUUCUUUUAGCCGUGCACGGAUGUCUCCGCUUUGGGGACCUGCAACGCAUUGACUUCGAGUCUCUUUCCUUGAGCCGCACAGCCUUGCACGGAAUUUGUUACGCAACGAAGACAACGGACAAGGGACAACCCUUUGCGGUGACAUUGGCUGGCCUCACCGGCCGUAGCACCACAGCAUCUUGCUGGGUCCUGCACUGGCUGCAUGCCAUGCGCACCGCCAUUGACUCCAUGUGGAGCCCUGGCGACGUUGUUGAUUUCGUUUGGCUCAGCACUGCCCCGGAACUGAAUUCAAUUCUUGAACUUAGCCCAGCCUCCUAUUGCACCGCCAUGCUUGCCCUGCGUUGGGCGGCGACCUUGCCCUGGCUGCCGCCCGGCCAGGGGCUUACUGCUCAUGAGGCAGCACAGCUCACUUUGCACAGCAUGAAGCCCACCGGGCUCGCUUCGGCUGCCCAGCUAAGACUCUGGAAAGAGCACCGCUUGACGCACGGGCAUCACCGGGACUCUGCCGCCCUGUACUCCCGCAACGAUGUAUUCGCGAGUCUCGAUGUCCAGCACAGUCUCAGCGACUCUAUGUGCGCCGGGUGGCGGGCCGAGCGUAGCAUCGCCCGCGGAGGCCAGGCACCUAUCCCGGAGCCCCCGUUUGCACUGCCGCCCGGCCCUGUCCUUGAAGAGCUCCCCGCCCAGGAUCUCCUGGACCCGCGCUGGGUCUUCUUCGUUACGAGGCACGAACACCUGCAUGCCGCGGCAGCUGCCACGGUCGGAGCACCCGCCGAGCCUCAGCCGCCCAGCCCGGAUGACAUCGAGGACUGCACUCAAAUCAAGGACGCCUCGGGACAUCAAGCUUCAGCCACGCACUGCGACGACGGGGAUCCAAUCGAAGACUUCACGGAUGAAGAAGCAGCAAUGGUUGCACGCGCCGCCGCGCUGCACACAGACGACACAAGCUCAGCUGAGUCAUCCGUGUCCUCAGACCAUGAGCCUGAGCACCGCGUGCCCCUCAUCAUAGACGGCGAUCAGCGUUUCGCCUGCACAGGCCCCUGGGGCAAGUGGCACCGCGUGGCAAUGCCCCAGGAAGGAGUUCCUUUACGCACCGCGUGCGGCAUACGCCUCGGUGUCGCGGCUCAGUUCUCGGAUCAGUCAUGCUGCCGCUCGUCCUCGCACAGUGCUCUCGGUCUCUUUGGGUUUGUUCGCAUUGCCGCUGUGUGCCGCUGCCCUGCACUGACCAGCUCGUGUUUUGCCGCAGCCGUUUUUUCUCCACUCUUGAGUGACCUUGCCAUCGGGCCCCUCUGCCUGCUCGCAUUGCACGGCAUGUCUCACGCCUGGGACAGCGCUGAAGCUUUCGCAGACCUCCUGCGCAGCCUUCAAGUUCCGGACCAGCUUAGCACUGCACUGCAAGAUUCGGGCAUUCGCACCAUCCCGGAUUUUGCGUUUGCCUACCACGGCGUCGAAAGUCUGGAUCGGUUUUGUGGUCCAGACUUCGCGCAGCUCUGGCAAGACCUGGAGAUCUCGGACGCAGAGCACAGCCCGGCUAUGGCUCGCCUGCGGCGCGCACUGCUAAGAGCCAAAGCCCUGACGCAGGCCUCCGACGCGGUCGAACCGUCGGCCCCCGCACAGUCACAGCAAGCCCAGUCCAUCAAUUCAUGGGCGGAACACGCACCGCCCCGCCUGGAUAGUGCCGUCAUUGCCAAGCUCGUCACAGAUUUCGACACCAAUUAUCCCGGGGAAUACCUCGAUAGCGACGCAAUGCCCAGCGUCAAGAUGCUUCGCACGGAAGCCCAGUUUUUGAGCACCGCCUUGUUCGACGAGACGCCGGAGCUGCCCGUCGACCACUUGCGCUUGAGCCCUGCCUGGCUCAGCCGCAUCCAGGCCGUCUUCCGCAAUGCAAUUGCACUAUGCAAAGGGGCGCACUUGGCCCGCAUCAAGGCUUUCGACAAGAAGGUUCUAGACUGGGCAACGCAGUCACCAGCCGACCACUCGCUCCGCACCGUUACCACCACUGAGCUGGUCGCUGCAGAUAGGAAACUUUGGCAAGAGCUCAGCACCAUGCACAGCUCGGGCUGGACGCUGGAUGAUGCGCUUCAUGAAAUUACCACGGUGCGCUCCGACAUUGGCAACCUCCUGCAGCUCCGAGCAAAGCCUCCGCCACCGCCUCAAAAGCCCCCGCCCCGCGCUGAGGUCAACAAAGGCAAAGGCAAGGGUAAAGACAAGACGAACCGGAAUACCGGCACCCAGCCCGGCAAACGCAGCAGCCCGGGCUCGGGCACCAGCACAGAAAUCAAGGAUGCCGCUCUGGUCCCGUCGCACAACGGGCGCAUCUUUUGCAUCCGCUACAACAAAGGCAAUUGCCGCAAUGCACAGUGCAAAUAUCUGCACGCAUGCGCCUUCAAGCUCCCGUCCGGCGAGCCCUGUGGCAGGUUCUGCCUCUACCUCGUCUGCCUCUGCCGCGCUGGCAGCGACAGUCAGCAAGACAGCCAAAUGACCGGCGUUGCUCCGCCUGCCGCACUGCAAGCAAGCACUGACUCUGAAGAGUCCUCCUCCGCAGAGGGAGACCAAGCCUCCGACCUGGCUAAAACCCCGCCCCGCCUAGGUGCCCUGUCGCAGCCGGACUCCCUGGCACGCCUUUUCCAGAUCGUGUGGUCAGGCAUCCUGGGGUCCAUUUUUGUGAUAUCCACGGCCUGCGCCCUCUCGGACGCCGAGCACAGCCAAGCCCGCGCCCUGCUUCGGGCCGCGCACCUGCAAGGAGCACACGUUAACUUUCUCUUCCCAUGCCAGGCCGAACAGCCCCUGCAGAGCGCGUACACGCACCUCUGCCAGGAGAUAGCCUCGCACUGCCGCGAAUGUGCCGCCUUCGGGCCCAGCACUGUCUUCUGCUCUUCUGACUGCUCACUGGAGCACUUCGAAGUUCCGCGUUUCUUGCCUCGCCACUACAAAGCCAACUGCUCAGCCUUGGGCCAUGCCGAUGUCGCGCUGCACAGCUUCCAGCAAUUCUUGCCAAGCACUUUCCAUCCGGUGCGCGUGCCCACUUGCGACGUCGCCGGCCUCUUCAGCUCCGCAGACCACGCUGCAAACAAUGUUUCCACCAAAGCCCAGCCCUUAGCCAAGCUUGCGCAGGAUAUGAGCAAAUACCUCAAAACACAAGGUCUGGAAUCCGUCAUUGCCCAGCACCUCGCCGAGGCAAAGGAAGGAGCACCCCUUUCCGACUACCACGGCACCGUGCUAGCCGAGCUGGUCCGCCUGCACGUUGAAACGAAAACGACCUGCCAAUCCUUCUUUUCUGUGGCACCGGGCCAGCCUUUCCGCCUGCAAGUCCUGAAGAGCAUAGCAGUGGCCCUGCAGGACAGGGACAGGGACCUGCCCGACCUCCUCGCGGAAGGUGUCCCCACUGGGGCUUUCGAGCCGCUGCCCAGCAGCCACCAAUGGGUUCAAGUCCAGCACUCUUUCGACUCCGAUGCGGACUUCUCUGGUCCCGCCCUGGAGCACUGCAGGGGAAACUGGCUGGCCGCAGAGCAAGAGCCGGCACUGCUGGACGAGCUCAUACAGAAGGAAAUAGACAAUGGUUGGGUCAAGGAGUUCGUCGGCUCUGCAGAGGAGGCGGCCAAGCACUGGCACUUGGGCACUGCAAUAGGUACUCUGCACAGCAUCGCCCCGGCGGUCUGGCAGCAGUUCUACGACGCCCUCGACAGCUCAGCCAGGUCGGCCCCGCGUAUGCACUGCCUCAGUGCUGCCGACGCCUUCGCGGACAAGGGCCGCAUGGGCAUAGGUGGCUGGCUCAGCACUGCACAGCAUUUCAUCUGGUACAGUGAAAUUUUCACCGCGGAGCAAGUCCGCGCCGAGUGGCCCCAGCUCACGGGCAGUUUACAACCUUACAUAGGCUGCUUUGAAACCCUAGCGCAGCUAGCCCUGGCACAGUGUUCCUGGCAACUGCUGCGCGCUCGGCAUGUGCGCUUUGUCCUGCCUAGUGCCAGCGACAAUACCAGCGCUGAGUCCGGUUUGAAUAAGCUCUUCAGCACCGCAGAACCGCUGGGCACCUUCCUGCGCUUAGCCGCUACGUGGGCCCACCUGCACCGCGUGCAGUUUGAAGUUGAGCACCUCGCAGGCGAAAAGAAUACUUGGGCCGAUGCCCUCAGCAGAGGUCGCAUCGCAUUCAUUAAUAAGCAUCGCAGUGCCGAACGCACCCGGGUCUCGCUGACUCAACUUGCUUCCGCUUCGCACAGCGUCUCCCUGCACG
This is a messenger RNA of Symbiodinium sp. CCMP2456, 5315 nucleotides long. The record is from the annotation of a GenBank genome assembly. Lineage: Eukaryota; Dinophyceae; Suessiales; Symbiodiniaceae.